Molecule: messenger RNA, 1425 nt
Organism: Colletotrichum orchidophilum
Lineage: Eukaryota; Fungi; Ascomycota; Sordariomycetes; Glomerellales; Glomerellaceae
Product: DNA replication regulator SLD2
Exons: 2
Coding region: 1-1425 (474 amino acids)
Biological process (GO): double-strand break repair via break-induced replication; DNA replication initiation; mitotic DNA replication preinitiation complex assembly
Cellular component (GO): DNA replication preinitiation complex
Molecular function (GO): single-stranded DNA binding; DNA replication origin binding
Source: RefSeq, a predicted model, not a curated record
AUGGACGACCCUACAAAGGCAGAGUAUGAGCUCCAGUCACAGAAACUACGUGCCGAACUCAAGACGUGGGAAACCUCUUGGGCAAAAUCCCACGACGGGAAGAAACCAGGCAGAGACGACAUCAAACGCAAUGCUGAUAUAGCACAAAAGUACAAGCAAUAUAACAAAGUCCGUGACAUCCUUUUAGAAAAGAUCCCACCGCCUCCAAAAGAAGCUCAGAAACCGAAGAAGCGGGAUGAAAUCCCUCCUCUUGCGCGAACGCCGUCGAAGAAACACAAGCAUGCCGAGACGCCCUCGAAGAAAAGGACGUACCCCGAAGAUGCCGCUCUUACUAGCACCCCGGCCAUCUCCAGAACCCUCUUUAGCCCUGCGGCCCCAAGAUCAAUUGGACCUACACCUCAGCGCGAUGGCCGCGUGCUUGGACUAUUCGACCUCAUGGUAGAGCGCGAGCUGGGUACGCCGUCAAGAAAAAACAUGAACAUCAACACCUCCGCCGAUGCAAGAGUGAUGACGACACCGAGAAAACGGGCGACACCCAUGGACGAGGAGGACGACGCAAAGUUUGGGCGGACACCAAUGUCGACAAGCAAACGGCAAAUGCUAGACAGCUUUAUGACACCUUUGAAGAAUAAAGCUGUUCUCGCAGCGGACGCCAAAACACCCACGACUGUUUCGAAGCUUCAGUUCAGCACUCCGUCCUUUCUCAAAAGACACACCCAGCCGCCACCAAGCAAGAGCGACGACUUCGCAGCGCCGCCUCUCCGAUUGCCUCGGAAACCAAUGGUCCGUGGUCUCAGCGCCAUUGUAGCAAGUCUCAGAAAAGUAGAAGAAGACAACCUAGACAAUGAAGAUGAACUCGAGGCUCUGCGGGAGGCUGAAGGCGAGACGGUGCAGCCUAAAGCACCCCCUAAGCCAAAAGAGGACUUUCUUGCUGCCGACAGUCAAGUCAACCUGCCUCUGGGAGGAUUUGAUGACGAGGGUAUUUACGAUAGUCCUGAUGAAGAACAGGUGGGACGUGACGGAAUGCCAUUGAGGAUAUACAAGAAGAAGGGGCAGAAACGGACAACGAGGAGAUCGAACCUGAAACCUGUCCACAUCAAACGGCCAUCCGCUCCCGCCGGGGAAGAGACACUGAAGGAGGACGAUGAAGGGGCUGUGCCAGAAACACGAGUCAAUGACGAUCCAGAGGACGACUACGAUGAGCUUGCGGACAUGGGAUCAGACUCGGAGUUUGAUGAGUCGGCACCAAAGACCAAGUCUGCGAAGAAAAAGGAAGAGAAGAAGACGGAGAAGGUGGGGACGGUCAAGAAGGCUGUUAGGAAGGUGAACGAGUUGGCGCACACAAAUUUCCGGCGAUUGAAGCUGAAGAACAACGGUGCGAAGGGCGGGCCUGGAUACAACAGCAAGUUCAGGAGACGACGCUGA